AUGGACGUGAAACUUCUGUCUUCAAAGCUUGGUCCUGCUAUUGAAGACUCGCUGGUGCUUUCAGAAUGGAACUCCAUGUUGAAAAUAUUCGCCCUGUCUUCUGAGGACCUGUUAUACAAAUGGGAGUCUUAUGUUGUUUACCUUGAUAAUAACGAUUUGGAAUUCAAUAUUGACACACUGAAAUCAUUCCAACAACAUCUGCAAAAUGAAUUGGAAGAGAAAUCCAGAAAACAACAGCAGCAGCAGCAAAACGGACAUACUCCGUCUUCUGCUUCACGACCAACUCCUUCACGUCUGAAUGGAACUUCUGAUAUCCUCACAUCCAUGCUGACUCCUGGUAGUGGGGGCUCUAUAUCCAGAAAGAGAAAGGCUGUGUUACCAAUGCAGACCCCUUCUCGUAUCAAACAACGAUCCAAUGCUCCUUUAUCUUCGUCGCCGAUUCCAAGUGACCAGCUUAGCUCCCCUAUGAGAGGCACUGGUGGUAUGAGCAUGCUUCAGACCCCUGAUCGCUCGCUAUCUCAACCUAUAAUUUCUCGUGGAAUUGUCGAAACUUUAAAUGGCAACAUCACAAAACUGCCCUUUCCUGAGGGAUCAAGUGAAAACCGCGUGAAACUUGCUGUCAACGUGAAUCUUAAAAAAUUCAACUAUCGUACUAUGUACCAGAAACUUGGUGAUGCGUCUGAAAUUUUAGAUCUUCAAAUCGAAGAUGCUGUCAGCUGGGUCAAACAAGCUUAUGAUUAUGAUGAUAAAUUAUUUGGUAAUCCAGCAUACAUCUCGCAGGAUGAUAUUAUUGCUGUUGGCAGAAUUGUUCCUGAUUCGCCAGGUGAGGACAAAAUAAACAUCAAAUCUAUGAUGCUGGAAUCCAGUAGGCGGCUCUCAUCAGGUAUGAGAAUCCAGUUGAAUUUUGAUGCCAUUGAGGGUCAAGGUGCGGUGCAAUCGUUUUUCCCAGGCCAAAUUGUUGCUUUUAGUGGGUCAAAUGCCAAUGGUAGAUAUUUCGCUGUUAAGAAAAUAUUAGACCUACCACUGUUACCAGGCACAGCUACUGCAAAGAGUGAACUUUUUGACCAUGUUCAAAGACAGGAUAAUGGCCCAAUCCAGGUAUUUGCAGCGUCCGGUCCAUUCACGGGGCGAAACAAUCUAGAUUUUGAACCUCUGGUAAGGUUCAUCGAUUAUGUGAAUGAGCAGACACAUAAACCAGAUACGGUAAUUCUUAGUGGGCCAUUUCUUGACAUUAACCACCCUCUUGUUCAAUCUGGCUCAUUUACUAUUCCUGAAUCAUAUGAUAAAUCUCCAGACACCUUUACACUUGACGAUAUUUUCAAAGCAUAUAUCAAACCGAUUUUGACAUCGAUUGACCCAUCUAUCCAAGUAAUUAUUAUUCCAAGUGUCAAAGAUGUUAUCUCCAACCAUACAGCAUUCCCACAACGACCUCUUGAUCGUAAAGCUCUUGAGUUACCAAAGAAUUUCAAGUGUCUUUCAAACCCAGCAACCUUCCAAUUGAACGAAGUUGUUUUCACUGCUUCGACUACUGACUCUAUUGCUGAUAUCGUCUCAAACUUAGUUGUUAUCAACGGUGAUGACAAUACCAAUAAAAUCACAAUGGCCAUGGAACAUGUCAUCAGACAACGUAGGGUGUACCCAAUAUUCCCAGCUGCCAAGGGGAGAGAUGGUCAAAUUACUACAGGACUGGAUGUGCCAUACCUUGGCCUUGCGUCUAUUUAUGAAGGUAAUCCUGACAUUAUAAUCACGCCUUCUAUGCUCAAGCACACGGCACAAAUUGUGAAUAAUGUCGUAGCCAUCAAUCCUGGCCAAUUGGCAAAGGGAAGCACAGGAACAUUUGCAAGUAUCACUGUUAAUCCCUUGUCAACUAGUGAUGACGGUGAUGAAGACGAGGCAGUGACUAAUAGAGUCUGGGAGAGGGCCAGAGUAGAUAUCAUCAAUAUUUAA
This is a messenger RNA of Sugiyamaella lignohabitans, 1947 nucleotides long. RefSeq names its product DNA-directed DNA polymerase alpha subunit POL12 (gene POL12). NCBI's taxonomy places the organism in Eukaryota, Fungi, Ascomycota, Dipodascomycetes, Dipodascales, Trichomonascaceae. The coding region runs from base 1 to 1947 and encodes 648 amino acids. The record is from RefSeq and is a predicted model, not a curated record. Gene Ontology annotation, cellular component: alpha DNA polymerase:primase complex. The transcript has a single exon. Gene Ontology annotation, biological process: DNA replication; DNA replication initiation. Gene Ontology annotation, molecular function: DNA binding.